GUAAAAUGAGAAAACAACCUUUGUCACAUAUGAGUUUACUAGUUCAACUUUGCCCCUUGUGUGUUGAUGUCACUGAUAUAUUCCAGCUGAAGAGGUUUAAGGUCAGCUGUUAGUCCAUGAAAACUCAAAACAGGGAGAACAUUGAUUAUCAGAGUGCAAUCAGACGGCAAAUCGGUCCAAAGUACAUUGACGUGAAAUACCAACAGACUGAAAGAGACGGCAGAGGUUUGACACAGGGAGGACAGGACAGGACAAGUGAACAAGAAGAGAACAUUUGAGGAUUAUAUGGGAGGGAAGGCAUAAAAAAGCAGAACUGCAAAGACUGAAGAAAACAGAAGCUGUCUAGGAGGACCAGUUCAUCCAACUGAGACACUGAGACACCUGCUGGAGCCCACGUUAGUGCUGACUCUGAGACCAUGGACAUCCUUGAGACAGAUGCCUAUGACAAACGGCAGAGGAGAAACAUGUCCUGUGCUCUCUUUUUUUCUCUCUUGCCGUUCUUUUUGUCCACAGCAGUGUAUUUCUACCUGUGGACUCCUGACUUGCCUGCAUCCAUCACGUCCGCAGGUGUCAAAUCAGCACCAACACUCCUAUUGGCUGCAGUAGUGCUGAGCUGGAAUGGAGGUCACAGUGUUCUGGGUGUGGCUGGAGGAUUGGUUUUCUCUGCCAUAGGUGACUGCUGCCUGGUAUGGCCUGAACUUUUUGUGCAAGGAAUGGGCGCCUUUGCUGUAGCUCAUCUGCUGUACUCAAUCACCUUCCUCUCCAGUCGUUAUGCAGCAUAUCCCUCUUCCUCUGCAAUUCGUUUUCUGUAUCUGAUCCUGUUCAUGCUGGGAGGAGGUUUUUACAUCUACCUAUAUCCGUUCUUGAAGAAGGAGCCAAACUCAGAUCUUCUAAUUCCAGGUGUGGGAAUCUACAUUGUCUUAAUUUCACUAAUGGGGACAUUAGCCAUCAGGACCCGCAACAUGCUAACGCUGUUAGGAGGUCUGUCGUUUAUAGUGUCUGACAUGUCACUGGCUAUGCAGGUUUUCAAGGUUACAGCACCAAUGAAGUAUGGUAACAUUAUUGUCAUGGUGACAUAUUAUUUGGCACAGCUACUAAUAGCUGUGGGCGAUGUGAAAGCAGUGGAUAAUAAGGAUGACUUUGCAAAAUGGAAGAGGUCCUAAACAGCAUUCCUGUGGCUUCCCUCAAGUCUGAACUACCUGAAGUAUCCUCCUUCAACAUGGUAAAAUUCGACACUGCCUAUAAAUACUUUUCGUAGUUCUUGAGUUUUAAUAUGAACCUUUAAUAUGAGGAGGAGAGGAGAGGGAUAAACCGCUCGUCCCUAGACAACUACUGACUCGAGUUCAAAAGAGCAACUUGAAACUCAAGAUAUCUUAUGAUGCGUUUCCAAUGUUGUCUUUGAUAUUUAACUGAUCAUACUGAUAAUUAUAACAGUUUCAAACA
Messenger RNA from Scatophagus argus, 1443 nucleotides. It is a transcript of the gene tmem86b, whose product is annotated as transmembrane protein 86B. Lineage: Eukaryota; Metazoa; Chordata; Actinopteri; Scatophagidae. The record is from RefSeq and is a predicted model, not a curated record. The transcript has 3 exons. Bases 417 to 1163 code for a protein of 248 amino acids. Gene Ontology annotation, cellular component: membrane.